AGGAUAUUUGGAAUCAGCCAUAACCAAAGUACUAGCUCAUUUCCCCUUUUCCAAAGGAGAACAAAUUGUCUUUGGACUUAAAACCAAUCUUUAAAACCAAUUUUCUCUUACUACAUGUGUGUAAAAAGAAAGGAGAUAUUUUUUUUUCUUUUGUGAUUCUGUUUGCCUGUUUGUUUUAGUCAGCAGUCUCUAAUUGUUUACUCAACCUUGUGUCAGAGAAAGUUUAUGGCAUUCUGGAAUUCAACCUCAGACCAAGGUUCUCCUCUGUUGCUGAGACACUGCAGAAUUGCAGCAAGAAGAUGCCAUCCUGAAGCUCCCUCAACCUGGGUCUUUGGUAUAUUUGGAAUCGUUGUCACUCAGGACUGGCUUUAGUGCAAAUACUUCAGACAAAAUUAUGGAACCUCAAAGUCAGAAUUUGAAGACAAUACCAUUAUUAUCUUUAGGAAGAUUUCAUAUUUCUGAAGAGUAUGGCUUUCUUCUGCCAAAUCCUUUGAAAGAACUUCCAGAUCAUUAUAGACCUUGGAUGGAAAUUGCUAACAAACUCCCUCACUUGAUUGAGAGUCACCAGCUUCAAGCUCAAGUGGACAAGAUGCCCCUCCUGACCUGCCAGUUCCUCCAGAGUUACCGGGAACAGCGCCUGGCCCACUUGGUUCUGAGCUUUAUUACCAUGGGAUAUGUCUGGCAGAAAGGAGAGACGCAGCCCAAAGAGGUUCUGCCAAGAAAUCUUGCCCUUCCCUUUGUUGAAGUCUCCAGGAACUUGGGCAUCCCUCCUAUCCUGGUCCAUGCAGACUUGGUGCUGACAAACUGGACCACUAGGGAUCCUGAAAGACCCCUGGAAAUCAGGAACUUGGACGUCAUUUUCUCAUUCCCUGGGGAAGAAAGCCUGCGUGGCUUUAUACUGGUGACUGUUUUGGUGGAGAAGGCAGCAGUACCUGGGAUUAAGGCACUUGUUCAGGCAGUGAAUGCCAUCUUGCAGCCCAGCCAGAACUCGUUGCUUCAAGCCCUGCAGCGACUGAGACUCUGCAUUCAGGAUAUCACCAGAACUUUAGGACAAAUGCAUGAUUAUGUUGAUCCAGACAUAUUUUAUGCAGUCAUCCGGAUCUUUCUCUCUGGAUGGAAGGAUAACCCAGCAAUGCCAGUGGGGCUGAUCUAUGAAGGAGUCUCCCCAGAGCCCCUGAAAUACUCUGGGGGGAGUGCAGCUCAGAGCACAGUGCUUCAUGCCUUUGAUGAGUUCUUAGGCAUUUGUCACAGCAAGGAAAGUGCUGAUUUUCUGCACAGGAUGAGGGAGUACAUGCCCCCUUCCCACAAGGCCUUUAUAGAAGAAAUUCACUCAACUCCUUCACUGAGAGACCACAUUCUGUCCUCUGGAAAUGGCCAACUUCUGACAGCCUAUAACCAGUGUGUGGAGGCCCUGGCGGAGCUACGCAGCUAUCACAUCACUGUGGUGACCAAAUACCUCAUCACAGCAGCCACCAAAGCAAAGGGCAGGAGGCCAAACUAUGUCCCUGGGCCACCACUAGCCUUAGAAGAGAGGGGCACAGGUGGGACUGUAGUUCUGAGCUUCCUGAAGAGUGUCAGGGAUAAGACCUUAGAGGCAAUUCUCCACCAAAGUGAUUAAGAGACUGCCCUCUUCCCAAGAAUGCAAAACCAGAAACUCGGGUUUCCCCUGGCCCUUUCUCCCACUGGAGGGCAUGUAGGCCUAGAGAAUGAGAAUGUCUGGAAUUAUCUGACAGGAACCUCAGCCCUGUUUAUGUUCCUGCUCUACAGAACACCAUCUUCUCCCUUGUUGAGAGCUGUUAGUCCUCACAGAGGAGAAUUUCCAUGGCUAGUCAGAAAUUUUCCUUUCCCUAUCUAAUUACUGGUUAAUAGCAAACAGCUUUGGACACUUCCUCAUUCAGAACCCCACAGAGGAGCCCGUGUACCCCUAUUCUAUUUUCAAAUAAUAGAAAAUCAAUCUAAAUUUCAAAAAACAAACCAAAUUGCCUGUGGACAGAUCCCCUUUUUGAUUUCUUUAAAAAGCAAAUUAAAUACUCGUGCAUGCAUUCAUUCAGUCAGUCAACGACUUAUUACGUUCCUACUGAGCACUGGUUUAGGGAUUAGAGCAGAGAAUUUUUGUGGUCCCCAUCCAGCUUUCCUUUCCCUGAGUGUGCUGAGUUUGUGGCAGGAGGUUGGAAAUGCUCCAGUGGCGAUGUGGAGGAAAGAGGAGGCUCACAUAAGACUUGGAAGUCACCAGUGUAACAAUGAAUAGUUAACGAUGUGGGAACGAACGGAUGAGGCUCUUUGGCAUGGUUCAUCAAUUUGCAAAUUCUGUUUUAGUUUCAUUCUUUAUUUUUGGAAGAAUGAUUCUUUCUUCUUACACCGAAAGUUUAUAGUUGUAAAAUGAAUUAAUUGACCCAUUGGAAGUAAAUGAUGGAAACAGGAAUAAAUAGUAAACUCACAUGUUUAGUUUACAAAUAAAUGUAACUUUUUAUUGAUUUA
Messenger RNA from Felis catus (domestic cat), 2478 nucleotides. RefSeq names its product indoleamine 2,3-dioxygenase 2 (gene IDO2). Bases 395 to 1618 code for a protein of 407 amino acids. The record is from RefSeq and is a predicted model, not a curated record. Gene Ontology annotation, biological process: 'de novo' NAD+ biosynthetic process from L-tryptophan. The transcript is spliced from 10 exons. Gene Ontology annotation, cellular component: cytoplasm. NCBI's taxonomy places the organism in Eukaryota, Metazoa, Chordata, Mammalia, Carnivora, Felidae. Gene Ontology annotation, molecular function: heme binding; metal ion binding; L-tryptophan 2,3-dioxygenase activity.